Molecule: messenger RNA, 1685 nt
Organism: Misgurnus anguillicaudatus (oriental weatherfish)
Lineage: Eukaryota; Metazoa; Chordata; Actinopteri; Cypriniformes; Cobitidae
Source: RefSeq, a predicted model, not a curated record
GAGACCCGCCUCUCUCCAGCACUGUACCCUCAUUACAUAAUAGAGAGAGGACAUCUGUAUGUCUGUUCUCAUCUCAUUCAGCGGAUCAAAACCCUACACAGCUUAGACUGCCUGACCUGAUUUUUCUUCAGACAAGGUGAGAUUGCUAGCUAUCGGUUUUGGAAGCAUCUCUGCAUGGAUUAAUCUCCGGAUGCUGCUGUCAUGCUGGAAACAGGAUGGUGGGUUUGGAAAAUUGACGGAGUGAUGGUUGAAUAACAGGACACGCGACGUGAAUACAUUCGCGGUUUUCUUGAAUCAGCCUUCAAAAACAAGCGGGCAAGACGGACGGCGUACAGGAGCGCAAAGGAAGAAUCCGUGGGAAGAUGAGAGAACGGGACUUCAUGCCAAACAUGGAGCGGGGCAAACCUGCCACCUACACGGGAGACAAAAAGGCAAAAAUGGCUGCCAAAACCAACAAAAAGUGGGUGAGACUGGCUACUGUAUUUGCAUACGUCUUGUCUGUGUCUCUGGCUGCUAUAAUACUGGCCAUUUAUUACAGUUUGAUAUGGAAACCGACGUCGGCCUCAUCACCUGGACGGUCUGACGUUUUUAGCACUGUCGCAAGUGUGCCUAUAAACUCAAAUAACCUAACAGCUUGUGGUGAUGUUUUAUCAGUGAGAAAGACAAACAGUUCAUCACCGGUCAACCAGAGGUCAACACAGACACCUGCUUAUUCAGAUUCAGGUGAUAACAAAAACCUCCCUAAUGUCCUCAUAACAAAGAAAUCCGAUCAUCAAUCUGAGUCCACACAAAGUUACCCUGAAGAAAAAGUUAGCCAUGUUUCUGAAAGUAGCAUCCCUGCAGCAGGUGCACCAAGUAAACCCUUUAUACCUAUGGGGAACCAGGACGCAGUACGCAUGGAUGAUAAGGAAAGCUCAUUUGUGGACCCAAGGACCUUUCCCACAUCUACUAAACCAAACAUGCAUGACGGUUCGGGGGCUGGUGCAACAGAAAAUCAGCCACAUAUUUGGGAUUCAGCAUCUCAACAGCCCACAGCUGACCAGGCAUCUUGGACAAGCUACAGUGCAAGACCUGAUGACUCCUCUUUGACAGAACGUGAACCUGAAUUAAUAGAGGGCUCCUCUCCAUCGCAAGAGGAUUUGGUUACCAAGGACACAGAGAAUGAAGCAAUUGGUGUGUGACCACAGAUUAUUUGAUGUUAGUGCCGAUGACUGUGCAGUGUAAGAAAUAGCAAACAAGACUGUGAUAGAGGAACUCAUUUGCAAUAUAGUAUUUAAGGCCACAAACUGUUUUGAUCAGCCUGCUUUGGAAAUCUCUUGCAUUAUAGGGGUCAGGACUGGCAUAAUAUAGCAUUUCAUUGCAAAGAACAAUUUCAGGUAAGAUGUGAAUGGCAGUGUAUUGCGCCCUUUAGAUUAUCAUAGAAAAGUAAGUCAUGUUGGCGAGAUCUUUCAGUAGCAUAUAUUUACAUGUCUAUUAGCUUAAUUGUGAGAUAAAACACUUUGCCUAUAGAAUUGUGCUCAGGAAUGGUAUAUUUAUAUGAUUGAAAAAUAACAGGAGACUAGGAAAAAUACACUGUGCUAGCUCACCCAUGUUAUCAUUUUAACCUACUGUAUUUUAUAAAUGUACGAGUUGGGAAAUACAAAUAUAAGAAAACCACGAUGUACUAAUAAACAUAUAUUUUUUAU